Molecule: messenger RNA, 2285 nt
Organism: Notechis scutatus (mainland tiger snake)
Lineage: Eukaryota; Metazoa; Chordata; Lepidosauria; Squamata; Elapidae
Product: immunoglobulin superfamily containing leucine-rich repeat protein-like
Molecular function (GO): protein binding
Source: RefSeq, a predicted model, not a curated record
GUCCGCGCUCCAUACAAUGUUUGUAGAGGUUUUCCUCCUGAACCAUCGCAAGAGAGAAAACAGGGGAGCUUGGAAAAAGCUAAAUGGGGAGAAAGCAAUGGAUCUCUUCACCUGCUUACUAAUCACAUUGCUCCUCGUGGGGAUCCAGAGCUGCCCGGAGGUGUGUCGGUGUGUAGCAAAGAAGAAAUAUGAGCGAUAUGUUGCAGACUGUUCUUAUCAAGAUCUCCAGGUGGUCCCUCAGGACUUCUCCUCCAACACCACCACCCUCACCCUGUCUGUCAACCACAUUGCCUCGUUGGGGGAAGAGUCCUUCGCCAACACGGCAAAACUACAAGGUUUGUGGCUCUCCUACAAUCAAAUAGGCACCGUUGCUGUGGGCACCUUCUCUUUUCUGGUACACCUCCGAGCUCUUGAUCUCAGUCACAAUCAGAUUAUUAAUUUCCCCUGGAGAGACCUAUCCAACCUCACAUCUCUGCAACAGCUGAAGCUCAGCAACAACCAUCUGGAGAAGAUCCCUCCAGAGGCCUUUCGGCCCCUCAAGGAUCUUCGUUCUCUCUGGCUCAGUGACAAUCGGCUCGCGAUUCUCUCGGAUGGGACCUUCAGUUCCAUGCCUAAGUUAGCUCAGCUACAAAUCAACAACAACCCCUUCGAUUGCACCUGUAAAAUUUGGUGGCUGGAUGGAUGGCUACAGAGCACGCUGGUGUCGAUUCCAGAGAAGAAGUCCGUUACAUGUGCUACUCCGGAGACACAGAAAGGCCUCAUUCUUGGGAGGUCCUUGAAGCUAGACUGUGCCCUUCCUUCGGUGCAGUUGGUCUAUCAUUCCAGCUUGGAGAACAGUAAGUUGAAAGAUGGGCUUACUCUUCAAUUGCACUGCAAUGCGGUGGGUAAACCCCCGCCGAAGAUCAGGUGGAAAAUCCAGACAGCCGAUCAACAUGUGGCCAUCGAUGGGCCCAACGUUGAAAGAGAAGAGGACUUGUUGCUAGAUCCUGCAGGUUCCUCGCAGAGCAGAGGGCGCUUUCUGGUCUUCAAAAAUGGAUCCAUGGCGGUCACCAAAUUCAGCAAGGCCAGCGAAGGUAUUUAUACUUGCCAGGCCUAUAAUGAUGUUGGCUCUCGUGAGGCUUUUGUCCACGUGGCUUUGACCGACUCUGAGAAACCCACCACUUUCCUCAAGAACCAUCUCCAAGCCAGCAAGAAUCCAAACAAAACUGGUGACACCAGAGAAGGCCUGACAUCCGAAGAAAAUGUGAAGUUUGUCUAUUUGAUUCCUACCAUGCCCAAGACUGUUUGCAAUGGAGGAACUCAAAGCCAGUUGGGUUUUUGGAGUUUAUUUCUGUUCUGCUUGCUUGCCCAUUACAGCUAAGACAUUUGCAGUCUAGCAUCGGUUAGAAAAUCCAACUUAUUUCUAUAGGAUGGCCCAUGGCAGCUCUUAGUUUAGGUAAAAGUUUCACACUUUGGUUCUUAGAUGAAGAAUCUUGAUUUGAACUGGGGCAGGAUUCCCCAUAUUCUCAAGUAAGAAAAGAAACAGUUAGACAGGUGGACAAUGAGAGAGAGAGAGGAAAAAAAAUCAAAAACACAGAUAGGCAACCCUUUGAUUAGGUGAAUAGAAGCAGUCCAAAACCUGGCAAGGAUUUGAAAGUCCAGAACUGUUUCUCAGGAGAAAAAAAUUAUAAAGGGAGAAGGGAAAAGGUGACUAAUUUCUUGAGGAUGCUUAUCUUGACUUGGUGGAAAUGGUGGAGAGUUUUUUUGAUAUAUAAGCUCAACUUUGUCAGAGACAGAGUAGGACGAGAAAGUCGAAUUUAAAGAUUUCGGUGUAGGAUUCUCACUUCUGAGUAUCUGACCUGGCACAAUUUAAAUCUCUAACUAGAAACGGUCCUUGGCUCCAUUUGUUGAGAAAGGCAUAAUUUUAUUAGAGAUCAAGUGUAUUGUAGUAUUGUAUAGCCAGAACUGAGAAUGGCAGGCCAAAAUCGCUAAGUUCUACUUUUCUCUCCCUUAACUGUCUCUUACUGCCAGUCCCAGUGUAACCAAUCAGGUUUUCCGGCAAGAUGUUUUCAUAAUGGUCAGUCCUAGCACUGUUUGGUAUGUAACUCCCUCCCUCUUCCAGAUGAGUUACAUUGAGGCAGCGUCUUAAGGAGACACCACACUUACUUUCAUUUCCCCAAGCAUUUCCCCUUCUCCACAGUUCUGUCACCACAUAGCAGUGAAGCACAAGCCAGCAUAAGGUGGCAGUUGACAGUCUCUUCCAAAACAUCCUGAGAAGAAGCAAGUAAGGGAUGAUCUACACCAGG